GCCCGCGGUGGGCGGGGCGGGGGGCGGGCUGGGCUGUGCGCUGUGAUUGGGAGCGGGGCAGCGGGAGCGGGCCGGGCCGUGUGUGCGCCGCACAAAAUGCACUCGGAUGGCGCCGCUGUCAAUUUUCAACUGAAUUCUCACCUAUCAACACUGGCAAAUAUUCACAAGAUUUACCACACCCUCAAUAGGCUGAAUCUGACGGAGGACGUUGGUCAAGACGAUCACCAGACAGGAGAGAGACUUUCAAAGAUACGGAGAAUAGGAAGUCUCCGGUCUUGCAGUUCAUCAGACUGCUUUAGUAAAGUGAUGCCUCCAAGGAAAAAGAGGAGACCUGCAGCAGGAGAUGAUUUAUCUGCUAAGAAAAGUAGACAUGAUGGAAUGUACAGAAAAUAUGAUUCAACUAGAAUAAAAGCAGAAGAGGAAGUCUUUUCGAGUAAAAGAUGCUUAGAAUGGUUCUAUGAAUAUGCAGGCACCGAUGACAUUGUAGGACCAGAAGGUAUGGAGAAAUUUUGUGAAGACAUUGGAGUUGAACCAGAAAAUGUAGUAAUGCUUGUUUUAGCAUGGAAGUUGGAUGCACAAAACAUGGGCUACUUUACAUUACAGGAAUGGUUAAAAGGAAUGACAUCACUACAAUGUGAUACUACAGAAAAAUUGAGAAAUUCUCUGGAUUGCUUGAGAUCGUUAUUAAAUGAGCCUACCAAUUUUAAACUUAUUUAUAGAUAUGCAUUUGACUUUGCACGGGAAAAGGACCAGCGCAGCCUAGACAUAAAUACUGCCAAGUGCAUGUUGGGCCUUCUUUUAGGAAAAACAUGGUCUCUUUUUCCAGUAUUUCAUCAGUUUCUAGAGCAAUCAAAAUACAAAGUUAUCAAUAAGGACCAAUGGUGUAACGUUCUUGAAUUCAGCAGAACAAUCAACCUUGACCUCAGUAAUUAUGAUGAAGAUGGAGCCUGGCCAGUAUUGUUGGAUGAGUUUGUGGAAUGGUAUAAAGGAAAACAAAUGACGUAGGAGUUCAACUAUGCACAGCCACUCAAGAGUCACUGUUACCACAGUUAUGUCAACCAUUAGCCAUAAACUGCUAUUUGUAUCAAAGUGCAUGCUGCUUUUCUUGCACUGCGUCCCUUUUGCAGGGAACUUUUGGUGUUUGCCAUUUAACAAGCUAGCUAUGCUUGCUGUGUAGCAUUGUUCUCUUUGAAGGCUGCUUUGCAUUUUGUAUUUACACUACAAAUUGGUGAACUUGCCAGCGUCUUCACUGUGAUUAUGUGUAUAUUGCUGUCGAAAUUUUGUAUAUGUGUAUAAAAAGAAAAGCUUCAACUAGGGAUUAUUUCUGCAGAAAUGUAUUGUUAAAAUAAUUUUGUGGCAUAUUUCUAGUCAUCACUUACAUGUUAGUUGAAACUUUAGUUCUUUUGCUUUUCUUUUUGGUCUCAAAUGUGGCAUUUCAGAAAAUGAACAGACUGCCUGGAAAUAGUUACGGUGAAGAACUAUUGUCAGUUUUCAUGUUACUAUUUGAGAUGCCAAUUUCUGAGGGGAGAAGACAUGCAGUGACUUUCUUAAUGGGAAUUCGCCAAACUUGACCUAUGGCUUAAUAGGAGUGAAGCAUUGAUGUCUUAAAAACAACCACAAAAAUCAUAUAUAAAUAUUAAAACGCUGUAGUAGUUGUACAUGCCACAGUUUAUUUCCAUUUGAAGGAAAAGUACUGACUUUUUCAUGUUAAAACUGCAGUAGUCGUUACAGGUACAAUUGAACAAAUUAAAGUACCUUUUAAAAAAUGAGUUUUAGACUUUUGUAAAUUGCCUUUGGCAUAGUCCUUUUAAUUUCUGUUGUACCAAGUGUGUUUGGAUUUUGUUGCAAUAUAGUGAAACUUAAAGUUCUCGCUAAAAAUAGUGGUCUGGGGAAUAAAAUCUGCUCACCUCUAGCGCGUAGGUCAUAGAGGUUUCUCUUUUCUGAUUUGUGAUGUUGGUCUUUCACAUGGUCUCUAACUUUGUUUCUGAGUAAUUAAACGUGUUGUCAAAAUGUUGCUUUUUCUUUCAUGCUGGGGAUUGGAAUUCCCUAGCAGGAUGCCUGUUGCAGGCAAUGGGCAUGUUAAACACCAGUAUUAAAUGACUACUUUUUAUUAGGGACCACUUCCUACUUCACUAAUUUCUUUAUCUGUGUAGGACAGUUCUAGUAAUUACUUUGGGAAAAGUGAGUGAGUGAAUGGGGUGAUGCUCAGUUUCUGUAUUUUUGUUGCCUUGUCUUUGCCUUACUCUUCUUUAUUAAAAAAACAAAACAACAACCAAACCAUUAGCAUUGACUUUUAUAAAUAGGUUCUCAAAGGAUCCGGUGCUAUUAAACUUUGUUUCCUAAGGAUUUAAUAAAAUGUUCCGUAUUAAUUUGUGGAACGUUUAACAAAAAAGGGCCAGUGGAUACUUCAAAACAAAGAAUAGCAUUACUUUUCUGUAGGAACAUUCGAUGAGGUAUUGGCAGUUCAGAUGUUUUUCAGAAUGCAAUCCAGGGUUUGGGGGAGGGAGGAUGUGUUUUUAGGUUGAAUGUGAAUUUUUCAGCUGUCCUAUUCUGAUAUCACUGAAGUCGGGAACAACUGUUGCUAACUUGGCUACUCUCAGUAUUAGUUCUGCAGAAUCGUGUUGGUUUACUGCCCUGGUCUGGCAGGUUGUACCUGUUGGUAUGGGUAGUCUAAUUGUGUUCAAAUCUGUGUUUUGUUGGUGGUUUUUGUUUGUCAGACUAAGCUGCCAAAGAAAAAAUUGUUCAUAUGUUUGUGUGUAUUUGUAUGUAGGUAAGUAUACAAUAUGUAUUCACAUACAAAGCCCAGAAUUUCAUGAAGCUAAGAAGAAAGUACUACCAUUUCCCAUGAAAGAAUCACCUUUGGAUUUCCAUGACACUAAAUAAAUAAAUAGCAUCCUUUACAGUUAGUAGUGGUAAAACAUAUGUAGUCAUUGCUUUUUCUUUAUUAGUGUAAUCUUAAUUCCAUGUUUGAUGCCAGUUUUGCACAAGACAUUAAUUCAGUUAAGUGUGGUAUUUAAUGUUUACAAUAAGCCUCUUACACACACUUUAGUAAGACUUCUGAUGUAAAUGUGUAUAUUGCCAGAGUAUAACUGUAAGUAAAUAUCAGUGGAACUGCUGAUUUAGUUCUUAGAGAAUGACAUUGGAAGCAAUAUGAUUUGUAACAUCAGGCUACGUUGCGUUUGCUAAAAUUUUAAGUGAAAUACUGUAAUUUUCUUAAGUGUUAGGCUAGUUACUCACUCUAGAAGUUAGCACAAAUACUGCUAAAAUACAAGGUUUGCAUUGAAAGUUUUGUAUGUCACAAAAAUGUGGCUUCCAGUAAUGGAAGCAAGAGCCAAAGACACUUUUAAUCUAUUCCUGUUACAGGUGUCAUUUUCACGUAACGGGGUCAGCAGAAAUCUGUUCAGCUUACCUGGGUGCUCUCUUUCAGGGUUUCUGUAAUGUAUGGCAGGAUACAAAGUUUGAAGGCAAAGAAAAGAGAGAAAAAGAAACCUCAAAGUACUCACGCUGUAUGAGUAAACUUUUUGUUUUCCUCUUUGGAUAAAAGUAAUUUGGAGUGAUGGAAAGUAAGAAUGUGUUUGGGAAGUGAUUAGAUACUGACCAUUGUAUCUGCCACUCGCAACCAAGAUGAAUCUGUGUUCUUUGACAGGUUUAUAAUGAGCAUAAAAGAUAAACCACAAAUGUAACUGUACUAAAAUGUACAGGGAUGGACAGAAGUGGUCUGAGGGGAAAAAAAAGCAACCCAUCAUGGCUUAAUGACCAUCCCUGUUAUCCAUCCUUCUGUUUUUGCUGCAUUUUCUGACCCACAAAGAACCUUAACGCUGCAAGGUCUAGUAUUUUGAAGGAAUUCCCUCUCAUUUUUAAAAAAUUGUAGAAACUUAACUGAGUUCAUUGAAACUUAACUAGGCCACUCAAAUUACUUUUAGUACAAGUUUGGUGUUUGCUUUUUAUUUGUUUUAUUGUCAUACUGUUGAUGUACUUCCCCAUAUCCUUCUUCCCCCCCAUCCCCACGCACACUUGAGCAGUAGUAUACAGAAUGUCCUAAUUUCUUGAAUACUGGGAGGUCUUUCUGGCAGAUGUGUUCCUGGGUCUUGUGCUUAUCCUUUUGGUGUAAUAUAACUGCACUUGUAGCAGAAACAUGAUGAUUUAUUUGCAGUUCAUGCCUGGUACUUAGAAGAUGUAAAAUGGAGAGAGAGUUAAUUAAAGGAAACCAGAUAAGUAUGAGGCAGCAGUUGAUAGUUCACAAACAUUUUAGUGCUCUUUACCGUCCAAAUAGCUGUAUAGAGUAUUAGUAACAAAUAUUCCUCAAAUUAAAUAUACACUAAUUUAAUUAUACAGCAAAAAUACUGUAAAUUAAAUACUAAUUUUAAUUCUUAUUAAUUUUUAUGUUGUUUGUUUUCACAAAGUGCAAGUAAAGGAGGAUGGAAUUUCUUGGAAUGCUUUAUAUAUUUGUGCUUGCAGUUAAAACUUGUUUAUUUUAGCUUAAAGACAGUCUUAAAUAUUUAAGUCACCUAUAUGUGGCCUUUUCUGACAUAUGUAGAGGAUUGAAAGCAUGUCUCAUUUUAUCACGAUUAAAUACAUUUUAUUUUAACACAAAUAAUAUUUGCACAAUCAAAAUCAAUUUUAUCUCAUUGCUAAUUAGUUAAUAUCCCUAAAUUACAUUUUCUUGAGGGAAAGGAGUGGAAUUCAGUUAUGUAAGAGUUUCCCCAGAUUUCUGUUGACCCUUAGCUACAAGUCUUAACAGGUUGUUAAAUGCUCUUGAAAUUCAUAUAGACAGCUUUAAAAGUUACCAUCCCUGCUUCUAAUUGUAAGUACUAAGAUACCUCUUUAAAAGCCUUAUAUUUUACCCAUUCUUAUUGCUGUGUAAGUGUAUAGAACCCGUUCACCAGCUGAAUAGGUCACUGUCUGUAACUGAGACCAAUAUGUGUUUUAUUUUUUUUCCCCUCUCUAUGUACGUGCGUGUGUAUGUAUGUGUGUUGUCACCAAGUAGUUCCUAAUGAAGCUGCUGUUGGAACAGCGGUUAACCUGUAACUGUGAAUGCUUUGUGUCGUAGUUAUUUGGGUAUUACAUGCAUAAGGUGUGCUAAACUCCUGUGACUUACAAACUGGUGGAAAUGCUGUUAUACCACCUUCCAUGAGUUCAUCUGGUUAAUUUUUAGGUCUUUUGCUGGCGUUGAUGUAAAAUGGAAUCCCACAAAUAAAGAGUAUUUGUGUUGGUUUCAGAAA
This is a messenger RNA of Coturnix japonica (Japanese quail), 5222 nucleotides long. It is a transcript of the gene DCUN1D4, whose product is annotated as defective in cullin neddylation 1 domain containing 4. Gene Ontology annotation, cellular component: ubiquitin ligase complex. The record is from RefSeq and is a predicted model, not a curated record. Gene Ontology annotation, biological process: protein neddylation. Gene Ontology annotation, molecular function: ubiquitin conjugating enzyme binding; cullin family protein binding; ubiquitin-like protein binding. Lineage: Eukaryota; Metazoa; Chordata; Aves; Galliformes; Phasianidae.